Molecule: messenger RNA, 690 nt
Organism: Danaus chrysippus (African queen)
Lineage: Eukaryota; Metazoa; Arthropoda; Insecta; Lepidoptera; Nymphalidae
Source: the annotation of a GenBank genome assembly
AUGCGGUCUAGAAUAUUCGCGGAGAGAAAUAUCAAAUUCAAGGAGGCGGUGGAGUUGGCUCUGGCGCUGGAGGCUGCAGAGAAGCACGCGGAGUAUCGAAACUGUGAAAAUGCUACUACGGGAGUUUCUCCGGCUGUCGCGUUGUUAAGACGUCGCUUACGAGGACGUCUGGACGCGUUACGCCCGAACGUGUCAAAGGUCGUGGAGUCGGUGCAAGAUAGGCAGGUUGCUAAUAAAAUGGGGUCAACCCGUCAAAUUAAAGUAGGGGAUGACGUUAUGGUACGCGAUUAUACUAAGAACGGAACUAAGUGGACAGAGGGAACUGUAAAAGGUCAGGCGGGUCCAGUGUCGUAUAAAGUAGAUGUGGGUGAUGGAGUGACGUGGCGUAGGCAUCACGAUCAAGUGAUUAAACUAAAUAAAAAAGAUCGGUUUUCUUUAUCGCGGACUAACCAGCACGGCUCGGAAAUUCACAAAGGGAAAAAUGAGAUCGAAAAUGUUAGCGGGUCGGGGUCGGCAGGUAGUGAGGGUGAGGAGGAUAGGUUUGAGGACGCGGCAGGAGAAGUCGAGGACAGUGGCCCGGAGACACGUUCAUUGUCGCCUGGACCGCGGAAUGCAUCAUCCGAGAACAGCGAGCAUUGGAUUUAUGAGGAGGAACCCAUUUGUGCUAUCUUCAUGCAUGUAUGUACAUAG